AUGUCGUCAAAUGUUUUACAAGUUGUUGAAGAAUUAAUUGCUUCACCGUUUCCAUUCAGCAUUCAAUUGGAUGAAAGCACCGAUGUGUCACAAUGUAACCAACUCUUUGUAUUUGUCCGUUACGUACAACAAGACACAUGUAGUAUUAAAGAAGAUUUUCUUUUUUGCAAUUCACUUUUGGAGACUGCAAAGGCUUCAGAUGUUUUUGAAAUGACAAAAAGGGUUUUCAACGAACAAAAUACAGACUGGAAGACUAAACUUGGUGGUAUCUGCACCGAUGGAGCUCCCGCAAUGCUUGGUAAUACGUCUGGUUUCGCGGCUUUGGUCAAGAAAGGGAUCCCUCAUGUCAUAAUAACUCAUUGUGUCUUACAUCGACAUGCCUUGGCUUCACGGACUUUACCUCCAUUUCUGAAGGAAGUUAUGUCUACAUGUAUCAAAAUAAUUAACUUCAUCAGAGGAGCCUUAAACCACCGCCAUUUAAAAGACUUUGUCAAGAAAUGGGGUCAGAACAUGAAGUACUGCUUUACUACACAGAAGUUUGUUGGCUGUCAAUGGGACAGGUCUUAA
Sitophilus oryzae (rice weevil) is the source of this 567-nucleotide messenger RNA. RefSeq names its product protein ZBED8-like. The record is from RefSeq and is a predicted model, not a curated record. NCBI's taxonomy places the organism in Eukaryota, Metazoa, Arthropoda, Insecta, Coleoptera, Curculionidae. The transcript has a single exon. Bases 1 to 567 code for a protein of 188 amino acids.